Messenger RNA from Aphidius gifuensis, 2487 nucleotides. Its product is annotated as SET and MYND domain-containing protein 4-like. Bases 175 to 2085 code for a protein of 636 amino acids. Gene Ontology annotation, molecular function: protein binding. Lineage: Eukaryota; Metazoa; Arthropoda; Insecta; Hymenoptera; Braconidae. The record is from RefSeq and is a predicted model, not a curated record. The transcript has 3 exons.
UUGUGAUGUGAAUUUUGUUUACAUAUACUCAUAACUUUUAUUAUACAAAUAUAAAAAUAUGAAAACGUUGAAUAGAUAUAAUAUUAAAUAAAUUUUUCGAAUUAUUAAUACAUAUUUAUAUUGUGUUAAAUAGAAAAAUAUUAAUUUGAUUCCGUUUAAAUCGCAUAUAUAGAUAUGAAUAGUGAAAAUGAAAAUAAUUGGACGGAAUUAUUUAAUGAUAUUGUAUAUAAAACGGUCGUUGAAUAUCAAUCGUCAUCAGACUACAAUGAAGAAAAUUCUAUUAAAUUUAUUUUGAAUAAUUUAACAAAUCAUGAAAAAUUUAAAAUUAUCCGAUUUGACACGUUUAAUAUUACUAAAAAAUCGACAAAAGAAUCAAUUAAAUUUAGAUUAAAAGGCAAUAGUUAUUUUAUUUCAUCAUCAACGCAAGAAUCAAAUUUGGACAAAGCAGUUGAAGAAUACACAAAAAGUGUUGCACACGCACCAUCAACAAGUGAAGAACUUGCUAUUGGAUAUGCAAAUCGCAGUGCUGUAUUUUUUAAAGCCAGGUUAAUAUCAGAUUGUUUGUUAGACAUUGAACAUGCACUUGAAAAUAAUUAUCCAGAUUCUUUAAAAGCAAAACUAUAUUAUCGCAAGGCCAUGUGUCUUCGGGUGUUAAAUUCUAAUGACAAUCCUGAAAUCAAAGAGGCUUUUACCGAGGCUAAAAAAUGGUCCAUAGAAAUGAGUGAAGAAAAUAAAAAACUUAUGGAAAUAAUGUUGAAGGAACAAUUAGAAAUGACAGAUUCAAUUAACAAAACAAUAUUUACAAAAUGGAAUUCUGAUAGUUUCUUGCCAAAAUUAGAUACUGAAAAUUCAAUAAUUCCUGGUUUAUCUGAUGCACUUAAAAUGGAAUAUAAUGAAAAAUUUGGAAGACACAUGAUAGCAACAAGAGACAUCAGACCCGGAGAAAUAUUGGGAAUUCAAAAACCUUAUGCAUCGGCUGUUAUCGAGAAAAUACGAUAUACAAUUUGUUGGAACUGUGAAAAUCAAACAUGGUCAAGUAUUCCAUGUACCCACUGUGUUGAUGUUAUUUAUUGUUCAACAAUUUGUCGAGAUACUGGUAAUUUAAAACAUCAUGACAUUGAAUGUCAUAUACUUUCAGAAAUGUUUCAUUUAAAAAUGGAUACGUCAAUGUUUUUAAGUUUACGACUUACUAUUAUGGCUUUGAAACAAUCUUCUGAUUCUCUUGAAAUUUUGAAAAACAAUCUCAAAAAAAUUGAUCAAACAAAUGAUUCCAAAACAAAAGGUUUUACUAAUAAUAUUCUUGAUCCAACAAGUUAUAGAAGUGCAUACGGGCUCUCACAUAAUACAGUUGAUAAAAAUUUACAAUUAGAAACAAAAACAUGGUCUAUUAUAGUUGCUUAUCUUCUAGCUACGAAAACGAAAAUAUUUGGUAAAAAAUUUAACAAAAAUGAAAUCACAAAUUUUAAAGAAAAUAAAUAUUUUAUUUUUCUCAUUAAUUUGAUUGAAAUAAAUAGAAUAAUUUCUGAUCAAAAUUGUUUUUCAAUUUAUGCAAGUGAAAAAAUUGAAAAAACAUGGACAAUUGCACCAACUUUUACAUUUUUUAAUCAUAGCUGUAUUCGUAUGGUUGUCAGAAGAUUUAUUGGUAAUAUGAUGACUUUGACUGCGCUUUAUCCUAUUAAAAAAAAUGAACAAGUAUUUGAAACAUACACUGUACAGUACGACAAAGUAUGUAAAUUUGAAAGACAAAAAUACUUGAUGAAAUGGUAUCAAUUUAAUUGUCAAUGUCAAGCUUGCACAAAUGACUGGUGUAUACCACGGGAAAAUAGUAUUCGUCAUUUGAAUAACUCAAUAGAUAUGGAAAAUAUAAAAAUAAAAAAAAUCUUUUGGGAAAAUAAACUCAUAAAUUUUGGUCGUAAAUUUCAUGAUUUUACAGAUUUAUCAUCGGAUAUAAAAAAAAUCAUUGAUAUUAUUGAAGAAAAUCUCAGAAUUUAUUCAAAUAAUUCAAUAAAAGUUGUUGAUGUUGUUCAAUUAUUAGAAGAUUUAUUAAAAAUUAUGCAAGAUAAAUAUUUAUCAUUAGAUAUAUAAAUCAAAAGUUUCAGUUAUAAUUAAUGACUAUCAUUUGAUUGAAUACUAUAACAAUAUUAUAUUUUUUGAAAUUUUUUUUAUUAAUAAGUUAUUAAUAAUAACACAUUUUGGUAUCGUAAGUUAUGAAAAAAAAAAUUUAGUAACGACGGCAUUCUCUUUUUUAAAAAUUGAAAAUUAACACGGAUCAGUGAUGCAAACUAACAAAAAAAAAAAAAAUGCGUUAUGGCAAAAUGACUUCUCCAAUAUCAUAUGAAAAUUCAAUAUAAUUUUUUUUAUCGAUAAGAGUAGACGAGGAAAUAAAAAAUAAAAUCGUCAUUUUUACUAUGUUUGUAUCGUAGGUUCAAUUUGUUUAUGGUAUGAUAAUUCAUAUAAAUGGUGAAUUAUUAUUUAAAGAACCAUACU